GCCAUAUGAAACAAGCGACCGACGACCGUAGACUUUUCCCGCCUUUUAUUGAAUCAUGUGUUUGUUUAUGUUGUGUCGUCGCACCACUUUUAAGUUUUUCAAGUUUCUUUAAAUUCUCUCCAAAAAUGCUUUAUUCCAAGAUCGUGGAAGAAGUAGGCUGAACUGAUACUAAAACCCUCAAGUUAAAGCAUAUUUAUUUCUAUUUUAUUGAUAGCAUUCCCAUACAUUAUUAUGGACUCGAAAGCUUGGCCAGAAUUGUGCAGAACUCUUCGGCUGCAGCUGAAACCGCACGGAUAUUGUGGUCAUCUCAUGAAAUAUUUUGAACCGAAAAAGCAACAUCUGCGAGAGAUGGUUGAAAGAACUGCUAUUAUGGGUGAAAGCAACUCUGUUCUUAUCAUCGGUCCGAGAGGAAGUGGUAAAUCUGCCCUACUAGAGUGUGUGAUUGAAGACAUCUUCAGCCAAAAAUCUAUAAAGGAUAACAUGUUUCAAGUGAUGUUAGAUGGCUUGAUCCAUGUGAAUGAUAAUUUAGCUUUGGAGGACAUAACUAGGCAAUUGAAAAUGACUGAAGAUAAAGCAUUGGGCAGUUUUUCGGAAAAGCUACGCCUUCUCUUGUCUGCUUUGAAAAGUGGUAACAAAGAAAGCAAAUCAAUUCUGUUUGUGUUAGAUAACUUUGACCUUUUCUGUGGCCAUAAAAACCAAACCCUGUUGUACAAUCUCUUUGAUGUUGCACAAUCUCGGCAAUCACCAAUAUGCGUUGUUGGCAUGUCUUGUAGACCAGAUGUUCUUCAAGUGCUUGAAAACAGAGUAAAUUCUAGAUUUUCCCAUCAAAAAAUUCUUUUGUAUGAUGAAAUGACAUUAGAUGAAUAUAUUGAAGCAGCUAGAAAUAUACUAAGUCUUAAAGACUUUACAAAUGUUAAAUUUCAAAAAAAGUGGAACUCUGAAGUUGGUCUUGUUUUGAAAAAUACAUCUGUGCAACACAUCCUUGAAUGUCGGUUUAAUUACAGCAAUACAAUUAGGGAUUUGAAAGAACUUUUGUUCUUAGCUGUUCUUAAUUUUCAAAAUUCUAAAAAACUUUCAGUAGAGGAUUUUGAAAUGGCUCACAAACACUGUAUGGUCGACAGCAAAGCCGUUCUUAUUCAGGGUUUGUCCAUUCUGGAACUAUCUUUAGUUAUUGCAAUGGUACAUUUAACAGAGAUUUAUGAUGGUGAGCCAUUCAAUUUUGAAAUGGUAUUCAAUGAAACGAUAAAAUUCUUCAAGAAAAAGAUGAUGUGGAACCUGGAAAAAGCCGUUGUCAUGAAAGCAUUUGAGCGCUUAUUGGAUUUGGAAAUUGUAAAAGCUUGCACAGAAUCUUCUGCAAAUAUUUUGAAGCGUUAUAUGCUGGUGAGACUCUUAGUUGAUGGGAAUCAAGUGAGAGAUGCUGUAGCAAAUUAUCAAAGUUUGCCUGUGCCAAUUAAAUACUGGAUUGAGUCUUCAAUUGUGUGCUAAUGUAUGUACAUUUAAAUGAA
This is a messenger RNA of Uloborus diversus, 1505 nucleotides long. It is a transcript of the gene Orc4, whose product is annotated as origin recognition complex subunit 4-like. The transcript is spliced from 3 exons. Gene Ontology annotation, molecular function: DNA replication origin binding. Lineage: Eukaryota; Metazoa; Arthropoda; Arachnida; Araneae; Uloboridae. Gene Ontology annotation, cellular component: nucleus; nuclear origin of replication recognition complex. Gene Ontology annotation, biological process: DNA replication; DNA replication initiation. The record is from RefSeq and is a predicted model, not a curated record. Bases 232 to 1485 code for a protein of 417 amino acids.